Molecule: messenger RNA, 1948 nt
Organism: Corvus hawaiiensis (hawaiian crow)
Lineage: Eukaryota; Metazoa; Chordata; Aves; Passeriformes; Corvidae
Exons: 4
Coding region: 1-837 (278 amino acids)
Biological process (GO): P450-containing electron transport chain; positive regulation of oxidoreductase activity
Cellular component (GO): mitochondrion
Molecular function (GO): 2 iron, 2 sulfur cluster binding
Source: RefSeq, a predicted model, not a curated record
AUGCUUCUUCGCAUGUUACUGUGCUUCAACCAGUUCAACCCUGAUUGGCUGGACUGCAGCAAGACCCAGGCACAAUCCCUUUGUCCAUCUUUCCUUCCUGCUUCCCCUCCCUCCUCCCUCCCUCCGCCCCCCCUCCGCCCCCAGGGAGGCUGUCCUACUCUUUUCUUUUUUUUUUUCUUUCCUUCCCCUUCCAUCCUCCCCAGCUGUACUUUUAAGUCCCUAAUCAAGCUGUCCUUGCACCAAAGGACAGCUCAGGAGACACGGAGUGGGGCCCACAGCAGUAGGAUGGCUCACAGCAUCUUGGGGCUCAUGCGGCCCUUGUGGAGUGGACUGAACGUGAGCAAAAUUCGCCUCAUUUACCUCUGUGGUGUCACUGAGCAGCACCACAGCCCAGCAAAGUGGUGGUCAGAAAGAGGCUUCAGCUCCACGAAUGGGUUCCAGGAUGCCCCUGGGGAAUCAAGCUCUGAGGAUCAGGUGACCGUGCAUUUUAUAAAUCGGGAUGGAGAGCGACUUACGACCACAGCCAAAGAAGGGGAGAGUUUGCUGGAAGUGGUAGUCAAUCAAAACUUGGCCAUUGAUGGGUUUGGUGCGUGUGAAGGGACAUUAGCCUGCUCUACCUGUCACCUCAUCUUCGACAGGGACACCUUCCAAAAGCUUGAUGCCAUCUCAGAUGAAGAGCUAGACAUGCUGGACUUGGCAUACGGGCUCACUGACACAUCGCGCCUUGGCUGCCAGGUGUGCAUUAAGAAGUCGAUGGAUGGUCUGACAGUGCGGGUCCCCAUGGAUGUGUCGGACAUGAGGAGGCAGCUGGAGGUUGGAAAGCAAAGCAAACAGUAACUGGAAACGGUUGCUGCACAGCUUACACCCACAGUUAGCGUGGCAGGGUAUUCAGCUUUUGGUUGACACUAUUGCUUUUUGUGGCUGGCUUGCAGUAGACCAAUAGAGGUCUGAUUCAGUAUAAAAGGCGUGUUUGGCAAAUCUCUUAUUUAAACAAGGCACAAUGCUUAAUAGGGUCUUUGGUAUGUAUUUUAAGUGCCUAAAUGCUCUGCUAAAUGCAACUGGAUUAAAGUGUGUGGCUUUAUAUUUCCCUGGGUGGGUGUCAGUAAACAUCUCUGCUGUAUGUGACUCUCUUUCUCCUUUGAAAUUUAAGAAUUCUGCUAUUCUGAGUAACUGCUGAGAAUUUUGCAAGGCUUGGCUCUUUAAAAAUGGAGCAGACUUUUCCCAAUUUGGGAAGCUUAAGAAGAGAUUGCUGUUUGCAAGUCAGUGUACUGAUGGGCUUGAUGAUGUAGGUGACUUGAGUUUGGUCAGCAAGAGCAUACUGAGGACAUUUGUGUGCUGACAGUUCCUGUAAGCAGGAACCACUUCAAUGAACUUGAGAUGUUAUGGGUUCCUGAAUUGUUCUGUGCCAGGAGCAGCCACUAUCUCCAAAGGUUAAAUUUUCUUACUGCUGUACUAUCACACAUGUCAAAUAAAAUUGUAAUAAUGAGGCUUUUAGACCUACAAGAUGCACUAUUGUGGUACCAUGAGCCUGGCUGGAAUAGAAUGAGUUGGCCGGAAAUCUGGUUGGCUGCAUUAAGCGCAGCACUGCCAGCUGAUCAAAGGAGGUGAUUGUCCUGCUGUACUCAGCACUGGUGGGGCCUCACCUGGAAUACUGCAUGUAGUUUUGGGCACUGAAUAUAAAAAAGACAUUUUUUUGUUAGAGUUUGUUUGUCCAGAGCAGGACCAUGAGGACGAUGAAAGGUCUGGAGGGGAAGUCUUACAAGGAGCACUGAGGUCACUUGGUUUGUUGAGCCUGGAGGAGGCUGAGGUCAGACCUCAUUGUGCUCCUCAACGUCUUCACGAGGGGAAGUGGAGGGGCAGGUACCAAUCUCUUCACUCUCAUGACCAGUGAUGGGACUCAAGGAAACGGCAUGAAGCUGAGUCAGGGGAGGUUUAAGUUAGAUGUCAG